Messenger RNA from Alosa alosa (allis shad), 506 nucleotides. Its product is annotated as putative nuclease HARBI1. The record is from RefSeq and is a predicted model, not a curated record. Lineage: Eukaryota; Metazoa; Chordata; Actinopteri; Clupeiformes; Clupeidae. Bases 7 to 501 code for a protein of 164 amino acids. The transcript is spliced from 3 exons.
CAAAAUAUGGUUAUACGGCAUUUGUUGGCAAAGUGGCCUGGAUCCAUCCAUGAUUCAUUCAUAUUCAACACCAGUGAUAUCAAUGCUUACCUGGGUGAGGGCAGGGCAAGUGGAUGGCUUUUGGGAGACUCGGGAUACCCCUUGAAACCCUACCUAAUGACACCGGUCAUGAAUGAGCAGACAGAGGCAGAGAGGAAGUAUAAUGUGGCACACAAAAGGUGCCGUAGCCGUCAGGAGAGGCUUUAUGGUAUAUGGAAAGGAAGAUGGAGAUGCCAUGAUAAGAGUGGGGGAUAUCUUCAGUAUUCCCCUGAGAGAGUGGUGAUGUUUGUGAAGGCCACUGCUGUGCUGCACAACAUAUGCAGGAUGGCUAAUCUCCCGGACCCUGAAAACAUCCCGGUUGAAGAUGUGGAGGAAGGCCAUGAUGGCAUAGGCCUACAUGAUGGUGCACAGACUGGCAGAACUGCCAGAAACAACUUAAUUGCACAUUAUUUUACAAGAUAAUUAAA